AUGAUAUCCAAGGACUCGUUGCCAACCGGAUUUGGAGCCUUACACAGCCGAUAUCGAUUCCAAACGAGCGCCGAUGACUACUGCGAUAAUAUGAAAAAUAAGCUUAACCCUAUCAAAACAUUUGAUAGGUCUCCGACAUCUUGCUUUGGUCCCCAGGAUUCAUCUGCGGGACGGCUAUCUCCGGAGAGUCGCCUCCCUCCACUCUCAGUCCCCGUCUCGCUGCCAUACAGGACAUCCAUUCUUGAGGAACCCGAGCGCUUUACCCAGACCCCCUUCACUCUGCCGUUUCGCCUCGACUCGGCCCUUUCUCUUCAAACAGUCGAGAUCCCCGAUCCCCGGGUGGGAACUCUGAUACAGAUUACUCGGCCAGACGCCGACGGUCGGGAAGGACAAACAGCACUUCCCUCGGCGAUGAAUCCACAGCCUCCCCUCGGAGCGGCUACGAAUUACACGGCACCGACUCGGAAAUCGCCGAAACGUCAAGCCUGCGCAGGCUUCACCUUGACGAGCCCAAGGAAUAUCAUGUUGCUGGACUAA
This is a messenger RNA of Parascedosporium putredinis, 537 nucleotides long. NCBI's taxonomy places the organism in Eukaryota, Fungi, Ascomycota, Sordariomycetes, Microascales, Microascaceae. The record is from the annotation of a GenBank genome assembly.